Messenger RNA from Didymosphaeria variabile, 1134 nucleotides. RefSeq lists its product as uncharacterized. The record is from RefSeq and is a predicted model, not a curated record. The coding region runs from base 1 to 1134 and encodes 377 amino acids. Gene Ontology annotation, cellular component: membrane. NCBI's taxonomy places the organism in Eukaryota, Fungi, Ascomycota, Dothideomycetes, Pleosporales, Didymosphaeriaceae. The transcript has a single exon.
AUGUCGCCGUUGCCAGGUCCAAAGCCCAGCAGCUGGCGGACUCGCACUCGCGCCAUCAUCCACCGCCACGGCAGCAUCGCCCUCAUGCUCCUCGCACAGCUCACCUCCGCCAUCCUAGCUACCAUCGGCCGCGUCCUGCGCACAGGUCAUGCCGCCGACGACAGUGCGAUGGGCACCUCUGAAGUAACUCCCCCUUCCCUCCAUGUCCAGAUCUCUCCACCACACAAGACUAACACCGCAAUGUAUAUAGAUCCUCCUCACCAUGAUGCUCACCACCUCCCUCCUCUCCUGGCCCGCAACCUACCUCUGCCACCUGCCCUCCCUCCCCUCGGCCCUCCCGCUACCCGCCCCCUCCUCGCCCUCCGCGGAAUAGCAGGCUUCACCGGCAUCUGGGGCUUCUACUACUCCCUGCGAUACCUCGCGCUAGCCGAAGCAUCCAUCAUCAACUUCCUCGCGCCUAUCCUCGCCGUCCUCCUGCUCGGCCUGUUCCCCGGCGCGGGGCUCUCCAUCGCGCAGGUCCUCGCCGGGCUGAUAUCCAUGGGCGGCGUCGUGUGCGUUUUGCAGCCGUGGAGCACCCCCGUCGCGUACACGGGCAGGGAACAAGCGCUGGCUAUAGGCGCGGCGUUCGUGGGUGUAGCGGGGGGAGCAGUCUCGUAUGUAGCGAUGGCGAGGCUGGGCAACAGCGUGCACCCGAUACUAACAGUGGCGUACUUCUCUACGUUCUGCGUCGUGCUCAGCGGGCUAUCGCUCAUCCUACAAUGGGAGGCGCUCCGGCUGCCGACCACGGCGUUGCAGUGGGGUCUCGCGCUCGUGCUCGGCGUGCUGGGCUUUGCGAUGCAUGUGUUGCUGACGGCGAGCUUGACGUGGGAAGGCGACUCGAAGCGGCCGCUAAACUUUGUUUAUACGCAGAUUGUGUUUGCUAUGUUGGCGGACAAGCUGAUCUGGGGGGUUGCGCCCGAUGGGUGGAAGUAUCUUGGGGCGGCUUUGAUCGUCUGCAGCGCCAUAUUUGUUGCCUCGACUAAAACGAGCCACCAGUACGCGCUCGUGGCCAGCGAUGCUGGAGAGGAAGAGGACGACUUGGAGCUCGAGAUCAACAAGGAACGCGCGGAAGUAGCGAAAGAUGUAGAGCCUUGA